CCUCUAUUCUUAUCCCUCACAACAAGAGAAGAAGAAAAAGUAGAGGCGUUUCCUCUCUCUCUCUCUUCAAACCCCAAAUUUCCUUCUCUCUUCGCAAACGCCGUUAAUUAUGGAGAUUUUGGACGGAGCGGAGCCGUGUUUUGUGGUCUCCGACGACCUUCUCGACUUCACUCUCGGCGCUGAAACGGAAGAACAAGUCUACGACCUCAAAACUUCUCGCUCUUCUUCGUCUUCCCUAACGACGGCGUUUGGUGAUGACUCGCUGUUGAGUGGUUCAUUUCCCGAGUUUGCAGAGGAGGAAUUGGAAUGGUUGUCGAACAAGGACGAGUUUCCGGCGGUGGAGACGUGCUUCGGCAUAUUGUCCGACAACCCGGAACUGCUGGUGAACCACCACAGCCCGAGCUCCGUCCUCGAGAACAGCAGCAGCAGCAGCGACGGAAACGGCAGCGCCUCCGCGAGCUGCUGCGGCAGUCUCAAAGUCCCCGUCCGACCCCGGACCAAUGGCCGGAGGCGGAGACCAAGGCCGAGUUACGGCGAGUUACCCGAUCAGGCAAUGUGGCUGGGUCAAGUCACUUGGUUGUUGCCGCGGACGUCGUCGUCGUCCGGCGGCGCUCGGUUGGGGCGGAGGUGCUUGCAUUGCCAGUCGGACAAGACGCCGCAGUGGCGGGCCGGACCGAUGGGGCCGAAGACGCUGUGCAACGCUUGCGGAGUGCGGUACAAGUCGGGGCGGCUGCUGCCGGAGUACCGGCCGGCGAACAGCCCGACUUUCUCGAGCAAACUGCACUCGAAUUCUCAUCGAAGGGUUGUUGAGAUGAGACGGAAGACGCAGUUUGCAACCGCAGUGUGAGGGUUUAGAAUUAAGAGGGAGAGGAGUUCUUGUUUUUGUUUGGAUUUGAGCUAAUUAGCAUAAUUUAGCUUAGGUUUAAGGAUUUUUAUUUGUUUUUUUUAUGGGAUUAGAUGGAGGUUUGUUGUAAUGGAUUAGAUGGUUAGUGUUUUGCCGCGCUAUUUGGUUUGUUCUUAUAAUCAAAAUCUACCUUAGGCUUAGAUUUGUUUGAA
Molecule: messenger RNA, 1056 nt
Organism: Salvia hispanica
Lineage: Eukaryota; Viridiplantae; Streptophyta; Magnoliopsida; Lamiales; Lamiaceae
Product: GATA transcription factor 1-like
Biological process (GO): regulation of DNA-templated transcription; cell differentiation
Cellular component (GO): nucleus
Molecular function (GO): zinc ion binding; sequence-specific DNA binding
Source: RefSeq, a predicted model, not a curated record